CCGCCGCAACCGGCGGCGCCGCCGGCGCCGCGCAGCACCUGCCGAGCGCCGAGCGCCCGGGCGACCGCCCGGCCACAGACGGCGCGGGUGCAUCCGACGGGUCCUGCGGGUCACUCCACGGGUCCGCCCAGUGCCCGGCCGAUGACCGCGCGGCCGGCCAGUGUGACCAGAGCACCGAGUGUCCGCCGCGAGUCCUCCGAAUCGGCGCUCGCCCGCUGUCCGCGCGCCGCGCCGGCUCCGCGCGCGUUGCAAAGCUCCAAAAGUGCCAGCAGCUUGACGCGGGGUAGCGGGACGCCAGGCUCUCCGGGCUCGCCAGAGCUGCCUUCGGUGGAGGAGCUGAAGCGAAUGAUCGAAGAGACGAAGAAGGAGGUGCGCGAGAUCCGACAAGUGGAGUCAAAGACCAGAUGGCAGAUUGUCAGGGAGGAACGCAGAGACAAACUGGCACAGACGAUUGCCACCCAGAGCGAGUUGAGGGAUUGGCGCUGGAAGCAGGUAGAAGGCAUGAAGGCAUUGGCCUUGCAGAGAGCUCAAGAAGCCAAAGAAGUGGAUCUCAAGGAGUCCAAGGAAUUCGUUCAGUUCAAACGCGAGGCCAAGUUGAGGAGCAAGGAGCAUGAACUGCAAUACCAGACAGAGGUCUAUGAAGAUCGCAAGAAGGACUCUGCCUGGACGGUGGAGAAAGCGCGGGAGGCCAGCCAACAAGAACAGGCCCUCGUGCGGGAGAAGGUGGAGGACGUGCAGCAGCUGCGACAGGAGAAAAAGCAGCAAGUGGAGCAGCAGAAGGUCAUCGCCGCACAGGAGCGAGCGCUCCAAGAACACAUGGAUGUGGCGCAUUUGGCUCGGCAGCUGGCCGCCGAGAAGGAAAGACUACUGGAGAACCUGCAGUUCAGCCGCAGCUGUUUACAGGCACCUUUAAGGCGGAGAUAGUCCAACCUCGUGACACGAACGGGGGCAAUGAAUGUGUUUCAGGCGAGCUCGCUCCGCGGGACCGUCCAGAACAAAUCGGCGGCCUCCUUGCGGUCGAGACCGCGACCGCCCGCAGAAGACGUGCGACCAAAAAGAAUCCCAACCAGUCAUACCAUGAUG
Molecule: messenger RNA, 1083 nt
Organism: Durusdinium trenchii
Lineage: Eukaryota; Dinophyceae; Suessiales; Symbiodiniaceae
Source: the annotation of a GenBank genome assembly